CCCUCUCCUUACAAAACAAUUUCGCCAUUUUUGUGUUUACAAUCUCUUCUCUCUUCUCUCUGCUCCAAAGCGAUUAACUUGACGCUUCUCUCUCCGACGAACACAUGGAUGGGCAUGAUGCAGAUAAUACAAAACAAAGCACCGCUGAUAUGACUGUAUUUGUACAGAAUCUUCUUCAACAAAUGCAAACCAGGUUUCAGACCAUGUCUGAAUCAAUCAUCUCAAAAAUAGAUGAUAUGGGGAACCGAAUUGAUGAAUUGGAGCAGAGCAUCAACGAUUUGAGAAUUGAAAUGGGCCAAGAAGGUUUUCCAUCACCUUCGGCCGCACUGAAGUCAAAAGAUGAUUCAAAGUCUGCUGAUGAUGAUUCUGCAUAAGACGAUGCAUCGAGGUGGUUUAUGGGAGGCAGCUGGUGGUGUUUGUUACUUGUUUAGCUUUAAAAGAGUGUUAUCCGUUUCUGGUUGUGCUAUACCUUGUGAGAUUGAUGAUAGAUAGCUGUGUUCUAUACAUGGAUUCUCUUAUUCUUGAAAGAGAGACAUCUGCUAUUGGUCAUUGAUGGUAUGCUAUGAUUUUGGUCCCGUAA
Solanum dulcamara is the source of this 580-nucleotide messenger RNA. RefSeq names its product heat shock factor-binding protein-like. Gene Ontology annotation, molecular function: transcription corepressor activity. Gene Ontology annotation, biological process: cellular heat acclimation. NCBI's taxonomy places the organism in Eukaryota, Viridiplantae, Streptophyta, Magnoliopsida, Solanales, Solanaceae. Gene Ontology annotation, cellular component: nucleus; cytosol. The transcript is spliced from 5 exons. The coding region runs from base 105 to 374 and encodes 89 amino acids. The record is from RefSeq and is a predicted model, not a curated record.